This is a messenger RNA of Pteronotus mesoamericanus, 369 nucleotides long. RefSeq names its product chromosome unknown C11orf86 homolog (gene CUNH11orf86). NCBI's taxonomy places the organism in Eukaryota, Metazoa, Chordata, Mammalia, Chiroptera, Mormoopidae. The coding region runs from base 1 to 369 and encodes 122 amino acids. The transcript has 2 exons. The record is from RefSeq and is a predicted model, not a curated record.
AUGGGGACAGGGCAACGCAGCCAGUCCUUGCGGGAGCGACGGCGCUCCUACGGCAAGCUCCAGGAGCCCUGGGGGAAGCCUGUGGAGGGCCAGCUGCGCCGGGCGCUGAGCCUCAGACAGGAUCGUGGGAAGUCCAGAUCCUCAGAGGGAGGCCCAGAAAGGCUGGACUCUGCUGAUCAGGAGCGGCAGCCGGGAGGCCUGGGGGACACGGAGCAGCUGAUCCAGGCUCAGCGAGGAGGCAGCAGGCGGUGGCUGAGGCAAUAUCAACAGCAGGUGAGGAGACGGUGGGAGAGCUUCGUUGCCAGCUUCCCGAAUGUGACCCUGAACCGGCCGACCUCCUCGGAGCCCCCUCUGGGCACCACCAGCUAA